GGAAUUCUGACCCAUUCUGGUGAGCCUCAGAAGCUGAAAGGGUCCAUAAACACAAAAACACAAAGAGCAAAAUGUCUGUGGAAGACCAGAACCCGGACCUGCAGUCAGAUGAGAGUGACAACGAGGCUGAGCAGAAUCCUGACCCUGAAAACAUUGAGGAAGAUCUUUGCAACCUUUUCAACAAUCUCACUUUAUUUCGACACAUUUACAGAAACAAUGUAAUAAUUGACACUGAGCAGGCGACUGAAGCUGCAGCACAACAUGUCAGGUACAUUUUAGAGGUGUUUGAACAUGUGUUAGAGAGCUCUUCAGAAGAAGACGAGAUGAGCUCUGACCGUGAGGAAGAGGAGAUGAGCUCUGACCGCGAGGAAGAGGAGAUGAGCUCUGACAGCGAGGAAGACGAACUUCUCAGAACCUUACAGGAGAUUUCUGAGCUUUUGGGAGAUCUGUUCUCGACGUCGUCUUCCAGUGAGGAGGACGGCGACGGGGAGGUGGCAGCAAACCGGGACGAAGAGAACAACUUACAGGAAGAAGAAAACCAGAUGAGAAGCUAUGAGCAACAAUCCAGUGAAACCUAAUGAGGAAAAGUGCUGGCACUUUUAAGUAAAAUCUAUUAAAUGAAGGGAAACCCAUUUAUAUUUGA
Messenger RNA from Girardinichthys multiradiatus, 643 nucleotides. RefSeq names its product protein Ycf2-like. The transcript is spliced from 2 exons. The record is from RefSeq and is a predicted model, not a curated record. Bases 72 to 578 code for a protein of 168 amino acids. Lineage: Eukaryota; Metazoa; Chordata; Actinopteri; Cyprinodontiformes; Goodeidae.